Anneissia japonica is the source of this 360-nucleotide messenger RNA. Its product is annotated as thiosulfate:glutathione sulfurtransferase-like. Lineage: Eukaryota; Metazoa; Echinodermata; Crinoidea; Comatulida; Comatulidae. The coding region runs from base 12 to 344 and encodes 110 amino acids. The transcript is spliced from 2 exons. Gene Ontology annotation, cellular component: mitochondrion. The record is from RefSeq and is a predicted model, not a curated record. Gene Ontology annotation, molecular function: thiosulfate-cyanide sulfurtransferase activity.
AGAAGAUCAGGAUGAACUCACAAGGCAGAAACUCAGCCAACUCGGCAAAGAAUACGAUUAUAAAAUAUGACGAAUUGCGCAAACUCGUAAAUAAUGGCAGUGUUAAAUUGAUUGAUGUACGCAGUCACGACGAGGUGAACAAUUCGGGAAAGAUCGGACAAUCAACCGUUAUUCCAGUCGCAACCAUUAAAGAAGCACUACAGCUACCCGAGGAUGAAUUUACACGUAAAUACGGAGUACCAAAACCCAGUACGGAAGAUGAAGAACUUGUAUUCACGUGUGCGUCUGGCCGACGGAGCAGGGCCGCCUGGGAAAUAGCACAAGGACUGGGAUACGUCAAGUGAGUUAUAAUUAAGCAUU